ACCCAUAAUCAUAGUCUACAUACAAUUUCCCCCAAAAAUCUUCCAAAUGCCAAUGGCUUCCUCUGCGAUCUCUCACUUUUCCUCUGUUUCUACUUCUUCCUUAUGCUUCAAUUUCUCCACUAAACUCCGUCAUCCAACCACUCUCCGUCAAUUCCCCACUCAUUUUACCAAAUCGCUCACUGUUUCAGCUUCAACUUCAACUUCCUUAGAUUAUUCCACCGAUAAAUCUUCUCUAUCAUCAAAGACUAGCAACUGGCAAUGGAAAUUCAAGGAUAACUCUAUCAAAAUUCACUAUGAAGAGCAUGGAAAUGAAACUAAUGGACCAAACAAGAACAUUCUCAUGAUGCCAACUAUUUCUGAUGUUAGCACUGUGGAAGAAUGGAGACUGGUGGCUAAAGACAUUGUUCAGAAAUCCGGAGACGUUAAUUGGCGAGCUACCAUUGUUGAUUGGCCCGGGCUAGGUUUCUCCGACCGCCCGAAGCUAGAUUACAACGCAGAUGUCAUGGAAUCGUUCCUUGUUGACUUUAUUCUUGACCCGAAUAGUCCCGUGAACCGCAUGGAAGACUUGGUGAUUGUUGGAGGUGGUCAUGCUGCUACCAUAGCCAUCCGUGCUGCUAAAAAGGGUUUGGUCAAACCGACCGCCAUUGCUGCAGUUGCUCCUACCUGGUCGGGCCCACUUCCUAUUGUAUUCGGUCGCGAUUCCAAGACGGAAUCAAGAUAUGAGCUACUCAGAGGAACAUUACGUGCGCCAGCUGUCGGUUGGAUGAUGUAUAACAUGCUAGUCAGUAACAAAAAAUCCAUUCAAUCCCAAUAUAAAUCCCACGUGUACGCUGACUCCGCAAACGUGACACCAGCCAUCAUCGAAAACAGAUACGAGCUGACAAAACAGAAAGGAGCCCGUUAUGUCCCUGCUGCUUUCUUGACGGGCCUACUAGACCCGGUGAAAACCCGUGAAGAAUUUCUUCAACUCUUUGAAGGGUUAGAUGGUAAAUUACCAGUUUUGGUUGUGUCGACAUCUGGUGCACCAAAAAGGUCGAAAGCGGAAAUGGAAGCUCUUAGAGAGGCUAAAGGUGUUAGCAAAUUUGUUGAGGUUCCAGGAGCUUUGCUUCCACAUGAAGAAUACCCAAGUUUAGUUGCAAAAGAGCUUCACAGUUUCUUGCAAGAUGUAAUAUAAAUUGAUUAUUUUUUUUUGGUUAUAAUUCUAUAGAACAAUAUACUCUUGAUACUAUUUGAAACGAUUGGAUCGGAUUGGAGUGGAUGGGGCUGGGAUGGAUUCGGGUUGGGUCGGGUUGGUUGAUCGAUAACGUUUCUUCUGGAAAGUUUAUAACUUUUAUUUCAAAUUAAUGUCAAAAUCUAUAGUACAUUUUAAGGAAA
Helianthus annuus (common sunflower) is the source of this 1374-nucleotide messenger RNA. RefSeq lists its product as uncharacterized. Bases 47 to 1174 code for a protein of 375 amino acids. Gene Ontology annotation, cellular component: chloroplast. Lineage: Eukaryota; Viridiplantae; Streptophyta; Magnoliopsida; Asterales; Asteraceae. The record is from RefSeq and is a predicted model, not a curated record. The transcript has 4 exons.